This is a messenger RNA of Telopea speciosissima, 828 nucleotides long. RefSeq names its product eukaryotic translation initiation factor 6-2-like. Lineage: Eukaryota; Viridiplantae; Streptophyta; Magnoliopsida; Proteales; Proteaceae. Gene Ontology annotation, cellular component: preribosome, large subunit precursor; nucleolus; cytosol. The transcript is spliced from 7 exons. Gene Ontology annotation, molecular function: ribosomal large subunit binding. The coding region runs from base 36 to 779 and encodes 247 amino acids. Gene Ontology annotation, biological process: ribosomal subunit export from nucleus; maturation of LSU-rRNA; maturation of 5.8S rRNA. The record is from RefSeq and is a predicted model, not a curated record.
GUUACGAUUUGGGAUUUCCAAUCAUCAUUUUCGUCAUGGCUAUCCGACUCCAGUUUGAGAACUCAUGUGAUAUUGGGGUUUUCUCGAAAUUGACAAAUGCAUAUUGCUUGGUUGCAACUGAAGGACCAGAGAACUUCUACAGCAUAUUUGAAGCUGAGCUAGCAGGUAUUAUCCCUUUGAUUAGAACAUCCAUAGCAGGCUCUAGAAUAAUUGGACGACUAUGUGUUGGAAAUAAGAAUGGCCUUCUCUUGCCACAUAAUACCACAGACCAAGAGCUUCAACACUUGAGAAACAGUUUGCCUGAUCAAGUUGUUGUUCAACGCGUCGAAGAGAGACUAUCUGCUCUAGGGAAUUGCAUUGCUUGCAAUGACCAUGUUGCUCUUGCUCAUACUGAUCUUGACAAGGAAACUGAGGAGAUAAUUUCAGAUGUUCUUGGAGUUGAAGUAUUCAGGCAGACAAUUGCAGGAAACAUUCUUGUGGGCAGUUACUGUGUCUUCUCCAACAGAGGUGGAUUGGUCCAUCCCCAUACAUCAGUGGAAGACUUGGAUGAGCUUUCAACUCUCCUUCAGGUUCCACUGGUGGCUGGGACUGUAAAUCGGGGUAGUGAAGUAAUCGCCGCUGGCAUUACCGUAAAUGACUGGACAGCAUUUUGUGGGUCGGACACCACAGGAACAGAGCUAUCUGUCAUUGAGAGUGUCUUAAAGUUGAGAGAAGCACAACCUAGCUCCAUUGUUGAUGAGAUGAAGAAAUCAUUGAUUGACAGUUAUGUUUGGGUUUAAUCUCCACAACUAUGCUGGCAGUUUGUGUAGAAAAAUUACAAUUGCAUUU